Molecule: messenger RNA, 1138 nt
Organism: Amphimedon queenslandica
Lineage: Eukaryota; Metazoa; Porifera; Demospongiae; Haplosclerida; Niphatidae
Product: neuroendocrine convertase 1-like
Exons: 9
Coding region: 32-1138 (368 amino acids)
Biological process (GO): protein processing
Cellular component (GO): Golgi membrane; trans-Golgi network
Molecular function (GO): serine-type endopeptidase activity
Source: RefSeq, a predicted model, not a curated record
AUUCCGCAGAGUGCAGGUAUUGUCGGAGAAGAUGACCUCCUCAUUGUUUUUGUUAGCUCUAACUCUUACUCUCAGUAUUGUUGCUGCUGAUAUUAGUGCAUACAUUGAAGGGCAGGCCCAACUGCCAGUAGCAGUCCUCACUGAUAGCUGGGCUGUUGAGGUUCAUGGUGGAAUUGAAGCUGCUAAUGAGAUUGCAGAGAGACAUGGCUUCACUAACAUGGGAAGAGUUGGUGCCUUUGCUAAUAUUUAUCAUUUCAAAAUGAGCUCCUCUAUUCACAACAUUAAUGAAAACAUUAAAUCUGGUACUGAAGUGCAAUACAUGACAACUGCCCUCAAGUCGGAGAUAAAGGUAGGGUAUGUACAGCAGCAGAGUUUGCACAACUGGGAAAAGAAGUAUAUUCAACCAACAUGUCAGACAGAUCCACUGUGGUGUAGUCAGUGGACAGUUAACAAUACUGGUCAGACUAAUGAGACAAACCUUUACCUUGAUCUGAAUGCAGAACCAGCAUGGAUACAAGGAUAUACUGGAAAUGGAAUAUUAGUUGGUGUCGUGGAUGAUGGAGUGCAACAUAAUCAUACUGACCUGAGGAAUAACUAUGUGUCAGCUUCCAGUUAUAAUUUUAAUGAAAAUAUUAGUGAUCCUUCUCCUCCAAGUGGAUCGUCUCAUGGAACUGCUUGUGCUGGUGAAAUUGUCAUGGCCCGGGAUAAUAAUGUUUGUGGAGUAGGUGUAGCUUAUAAUGCCUCUGUGGCAGGUCUUCGUUUAUUGGGAGGAGAUAUCACAGAUAUAACUGUUUCAUCUGCUCUCAGUUAUUCUCGUGACAAUAUUGAUAUUUACAGUAACAGUUGGGGACCACCUGAUUCGGGUUUCACUAUUGGUGGGCCAGGAUACCUGUCAUCACUAGCAUUGAAAGAAGGAGCUGAAAUGGGGAGAAAUGGUAGGGGGAACAUUGUUACAUUUGCUGCUGGAAAUGGAGGAGGGUUUGAGUUUGACACUUGUGCAGCUGAUGGUUAUUCCCAGAGUAUAUAUGCUAUAUCAGUUGGUGCUUAUGCUCAGAAUGGUGCCCCUGCUUCUUAUGAUGAGAAAUGUUCAGCUAAACAGACUGUAGCCCUACGUGAAAACACACGUACCAUUAACUAA